Messenger RNA from Mizuhopecten yessoensis (Yesso scallop), 6224 nucleotides. Its product is annotated as calpain-9-like. Gene Ontology annotation, molecular function: calcium-dependent cysteine-type endopeptidase activity. The coding region runs from base 525 to 2153 and encodes 542 amino acids. The transcript has 11 exons. The record is from RefSeq and is a predicted model, not a curated record. Gene Ontology annotation, biological process: proteolysis. Lineage: Eukaryota; Metazoa; Mollusca; Bivalvia; Pectinida; Pectinidae. Gene Ontology annotation, cellular component: cytoplasm.
GUGCACUGCAACUGAUGCUGGGUUUGAAGUAGCACACUGACAAACAGCAAUGAAAGUGUCCAGCCGUGAACGUGGUUUGACACUUUGUAGUGUGUGACAAUUUGGGUUGGAUUGUGAGUGCUCAGUAACAUCCCAAUAUACACAACCAAAGUAUAUCUCUCAAUACACAGCAGACUAACUCACAGUGAACUUUUUCAGUUAAUUGUUUUAAUCGUAUUGUUUGUUUACCGUAUUGAUUGGUCAGUAGGUUUGUUGAGGUUUUGGAGAGUACGGUACUCGCAGCACGCCACACAGAGACACUGGGUGCUACAAACUUCUUUCGUGGAAUAUUUGCUACCGAGAAUUGCUGAUACCUGGGAAGCGUCGUCGGGCGUUAAUUAUACUAUUUGAUGUGUUAAUGUUUUAGUGCAAUGGAACUUAAAGUGUCGACUGAGGAUCGUAGGAAGGCGAGAGAGACAUUAACGAACUGUUCAUAUUCAGACCAACAAAUGGAUUUCACGGACUGACCACACUCCAGCCAACACAUGGGAUGUACCAUAACGGUUUCCUCUCGGAAAACCAAACCGCAAUGGCCCAUACCAAGAAUAACCACGAGCAGCAAAAAAGAAAAGGAACCCUAUGAAUGUGUAUUAGAGAAACGUGUCACCCCUAGGAACUGGACAAACGUGGCGGCCCCCGGUAGUGGUGGGGGAGGACGGAGAGUCCGAAAUGGUAAGAACCGUGGUGACAGCUUUUUUAUUGAUACCGACUUCCCGGCUGAAAAUAAAUCUCUUUUCCGACACAAACCAAUCACGAAGACCGUAGUUUGGAAAAGACCAAACGAGAUUUCUGCAGAUGCCGUUCUCGUAUCAGAUGGCACCAGUCGACACGACAUGAAACAGGGUGAGCUGAACGACUGUUGGUUCUUGUCUACGCUGUCCGCCAUUGCUGAAAAACCACAACUCAUGGACAAGAUAAUUCCGAGUGACAAUACGUUUGGAACUCCUGAGUAUGACGGUAGAUUCCACUGUCGUUUCUGGCAGUUCGACAAGUGGAUAGACAUUUACAUCGACGAUCGAUUACCCACUGUCGAUGGAGAAAUCCUGUUUGCUCAUUCGUCAGAUCCAAGCGAGUUCUGGGUUUCGCUUGUGGAGAAAGCCUAUGCUAAAUUAAAUAAAUCCUACGAGGCGCUAGAAUACGGGUUUGAAGCCGAUGCCUUUACUGAUUUGACCGGAGGUCUUGCCGAAUGGUACAACCCCACUGACCUACGAGAACAAGACUUUUAUCUCAUCCGGGCAGCUUACCAAUGCGGGGCAGUGAUUGGCUGUCUCAGCGUGGAUAAGGAGGGGCGAACUGAGAGGGAGAAGAAAGGCAUGGUUUCUAACCAUUCCUACGUCAUCACGGGCGUAGAGGAGAUACCAUACCUCGACUCAACGGCCAAACUCAUUCGUGUCCGUAACCCCUGGGGGGACACAGAAUGGAACGGGGCGUGGUCCGACGGGAGUGACGAAUGGGACCGAGUGAUAGAGGAUAUAAAACAAGACCUCGAGCUCACCACACAAGAUGACGGGGAAUUCUGGAUGAAUUUUAGGGACUUCAGGCGGGAAUAUUGCAAUAUGAUCAUAUGUAACCUGUCUCCUGACUUUGAUCACGACGGUAUCAGCGAUAAAGCAGAGUACCAGAUAAGCAUCAGAGGAGGCUGGAAGUCUCAUUUGAACGCUGGAGGUUGGCUCGAGUGUGAAUCCUUCCACUCAAACCCACAGUAUAUCAUAAACCUCCAUCCAGAUGUAAAUGUCCAAAGGAGGUUUAACGGACGUCUUCCACUAGUUGUGUCCCUUCUCCAGGUCUACCGCCGCCAGGAUAAACUAGAGGGAAUCGGACUAUAUGCAAUAGGAUUUGAAGUUUUCCAGCUGUUCACUCGCCCCACCGGAGUUCUGAAUAAGAUGUUUUUUGAUAGAACCGAUCCACUUAUGCCCGACAAUGAAGAGACAUACGCAGAGUAUCGGGAAACCUCAGGAAGGUUCUUCCUUGAUCCUGGUCAGUACCUACUCGUGCCAACGUCUCAGCUUCCCAAUCAGGAUCGAGGCUACCUCCUUCGUCUCUUUACUGUCACCAAAAUGCAGUGCUCACCACUCGGGAAUACCAUAGAAGGUACAGAACAAUGGGAUUUAUAGCGGCCAGUCAAAGACCAUCGGUGGUAUGUACUACUGGGAAUGCCUCUGUAGACUGCAGUACGGAUAGGUCAAGUCUGUUCCUGGAAUCAUACGUACAGCGCCAAGCCAGAUCAUAUUAAGGACAACAGCAUCAUGCAAUAAAUUAUUUAUUAGUGACUGUAUGUGAUAAUAAAGCACUGCAAGCCUUAUAUCUCAAGCAAUAGCUUCAAUCAGUUACGAAGUCAAUCAGUCGAGCAUAUAAUGGAAAUGGGCAUAUCAGCUGUAUAAGUGAAUGACUGGUGCUAGCAGUCAUAGUGGUAGCGACAAUAACAUAAGUUGGCAGAUGACCUCCUCUAAUUGACUGUCUAGGAUACAGGGCAGACGAUGAUCUGAUACACAACUGAUAAAUAACGUCUACGGGAGAAAGUUCAGUGACUUGUGUCGAGGCUUCCUUGCAAACAUUAUAAAUGUGUCGGGAGUGACAGACAUGCCAAUAUAUGGGACAGGCCGCCGUUCUAAUAGGAUUGCGGAUGAUGCUGGUGUUAUUCUCCUGUCAAUACGACAGGUGUGGAUGAAUGCUUACUCGCGCUCACCUCUCUAUAACACAAUAAGACAGUCUGUGAAUUGAACAUCUGUUAUUUCAAUAAGCAAAUUUCCUGGAAAACGAUCUGACGUUUGAGACAUUUCCACCAAGUUCCUGAUUGUCUACCGGCAUUACAUACUAAUGAAAAACUAAGGCAUAACUGAAGCAGAUUAUGUCGACUUAUUGAAAUAUGCAUGAUAUAACAGAAACGAUGAAUUACAAACGUACAACUUCAAAUUGUAUUGAUUUCAUCUUACACUCAAUCUAGAAAAAUGUUGAAAUACAUCAUAUCAGAUCAAAGAAUAACGGUGUUUAUUUCACAUGUCGUGAAUUCAUUCAUUUCCUAGCGACUUUUAACAGUAAUAAGUGGGGAUGUUUUUGGGGUGAAAUAUCGGCAUCUUUUUGUGAUGUUAGCAUGUUCGUGUUACAUUGUUACAGAUUUACAGAAUAUAAAAAUGUCACUACCCUGUUAAUAUGAAGGUUUUGUAUAAUUAUACCAAUAUAGCGAGCAAUUGUUCUUGGUUUUCUUCUUGUAUAGAUGCAUCAUUACGCUCAAAUGUAAACAAUACUAUGCUGAAUUGUUCAGACUGAUGUGAUAUUCAGUUAGUUAAGUGUCCAUGUACAUCAAAACAAGUUUUUCAUCGCUUAAUAGAGUUCUUUUGAUUAGACAAACUUUGUCAAUUUUAGUUCAAAUAGGAAAGUCAGGAAUUAAAUAUGUUAAUCUUCAAAUUUAGAGUGGGUUCCAAAUCCACUUAGGGAGAAGGAGAGAGUCCAAAUAGGAAAAAUACAUAGCUUCAAAGAAAAAUCUAGGGAAUGCCCUACCGGCAGGAGACCGUUCAACGUUCACACUCCGAUAGAGAACUAUAUUGGUUGUUUGGUUAUUUGUACUAGAACCAGUACUCUUGAUGGCCAAUUAAGAUGUCUGUUCCAUAUUUUUUCACAAUAAAUAUGAAAACAAGAAUGAUGAAAAUCUUAUACUCAUAAUAUUAGCUAAAAGACAGGCUUAUAUGUUAAAUACAUUUAUUGCCGUAUCUAUUUCGAGUUCGCAUCAACUUAAGACGUAUCUUAUCCGGUCACUUAUAUUAGGUGUGGCUAAAAGCGUUCUAAUCAUGUCACAUUUCUCCGCCAGUAUAACAGUAAGUAUGGGAGGAUACGUCCGCGUUUGAGAUAUAACAAACCUUGUUAUAUGUAAUUAUCUCUGUACAUAGUAGUCAAUAAAUAAUAUGUAAGUUCAAGCUUUCGUCUUCCAUUCUAUUCACAAACGUGAAUCCUUUCAUAUAUGUACAUAUAACAAAUAUUUAUAUCCGAUUCUCAACGGUUAAAAGACAACGGUUGAAUAUCAAAAUCGACGGGUAUAACAACGUCACUUUGUCAAUAUUGGAUUUAUUGGAUGAUAAUUGUAUUCCAUAAGUAAAAUACAUCCACAUAUAGCUAUUACCUGUCAGCAACACGAGACUUAUUAAUGAAGUAGCGAAGUGUCAUUGUAGUGUGCCAGUAGUGUAGGUUUUUAAAUACGCUCAAUAUGGGGAGAUUGCCAAAUUUUCAAGCAAGGCAUCUUUGCACCACUGAACAUAUAUACAGAUUUAAAGACAAUAAAUAUAUAAGUAUGUAUGACAUAUAGAUUUAAACAUAUAUCCAUAAUGGAAAAAAUUGCAAACAGUGUCUAUGAUAUCGAUAUCGCAAUGUGUUGAAAUUUAGCCUUGUUGGUCAACACAAUAUCCCCUUACUCCUUACAUACUGAUUUACUAGCAUACACAUAUUCCGAGAUGAUAUUUGAGAUUCAACAUUCAUUAAAUUCUUACUUGAUAGAAGAUAUCACAAAUGUCUUUUUGUCAAUAUUUUACUGUAUUUCUUUAAAUAAACAUCAUAUUUGUACACAUGUAAGUUAAAAUCAAAAGUUCUAGAACGCCAAAAGUAAAUGUUUGCUCAUAUCAAUUUUAUAUUAGCGAUCUUUUUCAGAUAUCUCACCAAAUGAUAUAGUUGAUGAUUAGCCUUGCAGCUGCUUUAUUUGUUAAUGUAGAAUUUCAUUAAUUGUGAUUAAUAUUGAUUAAAAAUCUAUGCACAGUUGUAUAUAUAAUUUAUGGUUUUUUUCUAAAGUUCACAAUGAUGAUCUUUUUAUCUUAGCAAUUUAUAUUAACUGUUGUUUUUAAGUAAUUUUGAUUGUUAAGACAUUGUUUAUCCAUUAAAUGCAAAUAAAAAGACUCUGUCCAAGAUGACUAUAACAAAAGUACUCUCGCAAAAGUUUUUAGAUUUAUUUUUCAAUACAGCCCAUUUUUAACACAAAAUAAUCACGAGAAAUUGGUCUACAUGGCAGAAUAUAUCCAAUACCAUUGCGUACUGGAUAACAUAUUUGAGGGAUUCAUCACGAGAAUUUACCGAAAACAUAACAAUUAUUGAAUUUGAAUAACUGAAAAAAAUACGUCCUGCUGUUCAACGUUAAGGUCUCUGUUGACGAUCACGUGAUACCUUACAUAUUUGUAUUUGUUGAAGAUUAUGUUGAACGCCUUUAUAUCUAAUAUAAAGACAAACGGAUACGAAAAGUGUGAAAUAUAUGACAAGUGGCGUCAAUGAAAAUCAAUCGAUUCCUGUAAAAGUACAUGUUAAUUUGUAAUAAUUCUUUUUUUAUUGUUUUGUGGUAAUGCCGUUCAUAUGAACAGCAUUCCAAGGGAGACAACUGAGACUAUUAAACCACAUUUUAAAAACUACAGAGAAUGUUACAUGAUUAUUUAGUAAAAGUUGAAUCUCCGAACUAGGCUAUGGUAUAUUCAGGUGGUAAAUGUUACGAUGAAGGAACAUAAAUGGUUUUUAUUAAAUAUAAAAACUCAUGAACAGGAACGUUAUCCAUUUGGAUUUUUUUCUAAACGUCUAACAAAGUUAAAUAAAUAUCAUCCUAGCGUUUAUACCUUAUUCAAUGGUUUCAAGGAGUGAGUAUUGAUUUGUAAAUAUAUUGCUGAAAGGACAGCAACAGAAUACAAUAGCUGGUGACAUCAUACUAAACAAUGCAUAAUGACGUCAUGAUAAAUGCCAUAAACAAAAAUGACGCAAAAAUACAAAGUUUAUCACCCAAUAAAGAUGUAAGCACAGUUCAAUACAUUUAAUUGUUUGGAAUUGAUAUUAUUUAAGCAAGUGGAACUUAAUUAUCAACAAACUUUGAAACAUUCUUGUACACAGUAUAAAUUCCAUGUGUUGCCUUAUAUACAACAGAAGCAAACUAGUUUAUAUGUAUAAUUAAACCAUGGUUUAUAAACUCUAAUUACAAUGGAGCUAAGUUGAACGUACGUGUCGUGGUUCUGACAACAUUGAUUAACAAAAACAUGGAAGAGCAUUAAAUGGAGAAAAGCUUGUGAUUCCAUGAUCUCUUGACUGUAUUGUAUAAAUGAUGCUUGCAAAUGCGCAGAUUGAUUUAUUGUAGAAUAAGGCUGAAUCUUUUCAUCAAAUAGAAAAUGUUCUUGUACAUUUUGAGGAAAAAUAAUCUUAUGUUGAAUGCAAAAUGAAGUGAGUUAUUCAAU